UAAAAUCUUCCAUUUCCAUUUUCUUGCGCCCGACUGAACGAUAAUGCGAAAUUCAAUUUGUUGUAAAUUGUAAUCAUAAUAAUUUAUUUCGUCAUAGUCUAUGCUUCCAUGGUCGCCACGCCCCACUCUUCACACUUUCACAGUCAACAUUCAAUAAUCAAUAAGACAAUUUUGUACAAGUACAUUACCACUACACUAAUAGUCAUAAUACAUCAGUUCCACAGGCGAGUCAGAAGUAAGAAUUCUGUGAUUCUCUGUUCAAUUAGUGUUUAGUACAGUCAUCGCAAUUGCUGCUGAGGAUAUAGUCGUCAAAUCUGUUGUUAGGUUGUCUUGUCAUUAUUUUUGAUCUCCAGAGUUUCCAUAGUUAUUUACCAACUGUGAGCACAUAACAAACGUUAUCGAACCUAAAUUUUCAACACAUACUAAGUCUCAAGAUGCAAAUCUUUGUGAAAACUUUAACUGGCAAAACCAUCACUUUAGAAGUAGAAUCGUCAGACUCUAUUGAAAACGUGAAAGCCAAAAUUCAAGACAAAGAAGGAAUCCCACCAGACCAACAGCGAUUGAUUUUUGCCGGAAAACAAUUGGAAGAUGGCCGUACAUUAUCUGACUACAAUAUUCAGAAAGAAUCUACAUUACAUUUGGUACUUCGUCUUCGUGGUGGAAUGCAAAUCUUCGUGAAAACUUUAACUGGCAAAACCAUCACUUUAGAAGUAGAAUCGUCAGACUCUAUUGAAAACGUGAAAGCCAAAAUUCAAGACAAAGAAGGAAUCCCACCAGACCAACAGCGAUUGAUUUUUGCCGGAAAACAAUUGGAAGAUGGCCGUACAUUAUCUGACUACAAUAUUCAGAAAGAAUCUACAUUACAUUUGGUACUUCGUCUUCGUGGUGGAAUGCAAAUCUUCGUGAAAACUUUAACUGGCAAAACCAUCACUUUAGAAGUAGAAUCGUCAGACUCUAUUGAAAACGUGAAAGCCAAAAUUCAAGACAAAGAAGGAAUCCCACCAGACCAACAGCGAUUGAUUUUUGCCGGAAAACAAUUGGAAGAUGGCCGUACAUUAUCUGACUACAAUAUUCAGAAAGAAUCUACAUUACAUUUGGUACUUCGUCUUCGUGGUGGAAUGCAAAUCUUCGUGAAAACUUUAACUGGCAAAACCAUCACUUUAGAAGUAGAAUCUUCAGACUCUAUUGAAAACGUGAAAGCUAAAAUUCAAGAUAAAGAAGGAAUCCCACCAGACCAACAGCGAUUGAUUUUCGCCGGAAAACAAUUGGAAGAUGGCCGUACAUUAUCUGACUAUAAUAUUCAGAAAGAAUCUACAUUACAUUUGGUACUUCGUCUUCGUGGUGGAAUGCAAAUCUUCGUGAAAACUUUAACUGGCAAAACCAUCACUUUAGAAGUAGAAUCGUCAGACUCUAUUGAAAACGUGAAAGCCAAAAUUCAAGACAAAGAAGGAAUCCCACCAGACCAACAGCGAUUGAUUUUUGCCGGAAAACAAUUGGAAGAUGGCCGUACAUUAUCUGACUACAAUAUUCAGAAAGAAUCUACAUUACAUUUGGUACUUCGUCUUCGUGGUGGAAUGCAAAUCUUCGUGAAAACUUUAACUGGCAAAACCAUCACUUUAGAAGUAGAAUCGUCAGACUCUAUUGAAAACGUGAAAGCCAAAAUUCAAGACAAAGAAGGAAUCCCACCAGACCAACAGCGAUUGAUUUUUGCCGGAAAACAAUUGGAAGAUGGCCGUACUUUAUCUGACUAUAAUAUUCAGAAAGAAUCUACACUACAUUUGGUACUUCGUCUUCGUGGUGGAAUGCAAAUCUUUGUGAAAACAUUGACUGGUAAAACCAUCACUUUAGAAGUAGAAUCGUCAGACUCUAUUGAAAACGUGAAAGCUAAAAUUCAAGAUAAAGAAGGAAUCCCACCUGACCAACAGCGAUUGAUUUUCGCCGGAAAACAAUUGGAAGAUGGCCGUACUUUAUCUGACUAUAAUAUUCAGAAAGAAUCUACACUACAUUUGGUACUUCGUCUUCGUGGUGGAAUGCAAAUCUUUGUGAAAACAUUGACUGGUAAAACCAUCACUUUAGAAGUAGAAUCGUCAGACUCUAUUGAAAACGUGAAAGCCAAAAUUCAAGACAAAGAAGGAAUCCCACCAGACCAACAGCGAUUGAUUUUCGCCGGAAAACAAUUGGAAGAUGGCCGUACAUUAUCUGACUAUAAUAUUCAGAAAGAAUCUACAUUACAUUUGGUACUUCGUCUUCGUGGUGGAAUGCAAAUCUUUGUGAAAACUUUAACUGGCAAAACCAUCACUUUAGAAGUAGAAUCGUCAGACUCUAUUGAAAACGUGAAAGCUAAAAUUCAAGAUAAAGAAGGAAUCCCACCAGACCAACAGCGAUUGAUUUUCGCCGGAAAACAAUUGGAAGAUGGCCGUACAUUAUCUGACUAUAAUAUUCAGAAAGAAUCAACACUUCAUCUGGUACUUCGUCUUCGUGGUGGAAUGUAAAUCUUUGUUUAAACAUCAGAGUUUGAUUUGAACAUAAGCGAUUGAAUUUGUCAAAAAACAAGAAGUUUAUAUUAAAAUCAAUCCUUUGCACUGCACCUUUGAGGUGGUUUCCAAAGAAUCUAGUGUUUUUUACUAUAGAUUAUAUAAACAUUUUAAUUAUAUAAUAUAAUCAUAAAUAACAAAUUAAAA
Aphis gossypii (cotton aphid) is the source of this 2681-nucleotide messenger RNA. RefSeq names its product polyubiquitin-C. Gene Ontology annotation, cellular component: cytoplasm; nucleus. Gene Ontology annotation, biological process: protein ubiquitination; modification-dependent protein catabolic process. The transcript has 2 exons. The record is from RefSeq and is a predicted model, not a curated record. NCBI's taxonomy places the organism in Eukaryota, Metazoa, Arthropoda, Insecta, Hemiptera, Aphididae. The coding region runs from base 435 to 2492 and encodes 685 amino acids. Gene Ontology annotation, molecular function: protein tag activity; ubiquitin protein ligase binding.